AUGUCGCCUCCGUCUUCCUCCCCGCGCCCCACUGCCCCGUCCCUACGAACCCCAGUGAGGACCCCGGUCCUCCUCCCCGUGAGCCCCCCUUUUUCCUCCUUCCCCGCGGUCGCCGCCGCUCGCGCGCGUGCUCGCUCCGCCCGCGCCCUGGCUCUGCUCGCCGCGGCCACGCUCCUCCUCCGCGUGCAUGCGCUCGCGCUCACCGCACGCGGACCACGCCCGUCCGCGCCCCCCUCGCGCCCCUACUGGCUCGAUGCCCCGCGCGCCCACGCCGCAUCGUCCGCUGGCGCCCGCGGCCGCUUGCGUCCGCACGCGUCCUCCGCCUUGCUCCCGCACGCUCUGGACCAACUUUGCCGCGCCCGCCUGCGUGCGCGCACCUGCAGCCUACCUCCCACUUCUCGCUCGCCCGCAACCCCCAGGCCUUUCCCGCUCGACCUGCGAGCGGUCGUCCCUGCUUGUCACCGCUUCUCUGCUGCUGCACGUCGGCCCGUGCCCGUCGCUGCCCUCCCGCCGACAUCCCCCUCCGGCGACCGCACGGCCUCGCCGGCCUCGUCCGCUACGGCGGCCCUGGUUCACCACACCGGCGCCUCGGCGCGUGCCUCCUCCCCUACUGCUAUGCGCCCCUCGUGCACGCCUCGACGCCUGCGUCCUCCUUCACCUGGCCUCGCCUGCCUCCAGACACUGCUCCGGCCACCUGGCCGGCGCCGCGGCCACCGGCCUCCCCUGCUCCGGCACCCGGCCGGCUCGCCCCGCCACGUCACGGCCGCGCCGGCCGUCCGCGCCCUCGACGCCUCCGCCCGCACCUGCCCCGUCGGGCCUCAAGACGCGCCCCGGCCGCGCUCACGGCGGCCCGCGCUCACCGUGGCCUCGCCCCGCACCGUGCCUCACUCCCGCGCCGGUUCCCUCUCCCCUCUGUCCCCGCGCGAGUACCACCGCUCGCCACUCGCCCCGUCGACGGCGCCCUCGCCUCCGUUCCCCCCUGCUCCCCCGCAAGCGCCCCCUCCUCCGCACUUGGCCGCGGCCCUGCUCCUGCGGCUCCCUCCACCGCGCUGGAGCCCCAGCGGUGGCCGGUGGUCGUGCCCGGGCCACGGCUCCCGUGCCUCCUCCCCGUUGUCCACGGGCGAGGCCAUCGGUCGGGCGCCCGCCCGCGCCCGCUUGGGCAGUGCCCGCCGCCCGCGCCCGCUAAGGCCCCUGGCCCAAUGA
This is a messenger RNA of Aegilops tauschii subsp. strangulata, 1203 nucleotides long. Lineage: Eukaryota; Viridiplantae; Streptophyta; Magnoliopsida; Poales; Poaceae. The record is from RefSeq and is a predicted model, not a curated record.